Molecule: messenger RNA, 1660 nt
Organism: Phragmites australis (common reed)
Lineage: Eukaryota; Viridiplantae; Streptophyta; Magnoliopsida; Poales; Poaceae
Product: aspartic proteinase nepenthesin-1-like
Exons: 1
Coding region: 69-1424 (451 amino acids)
Biological process (GO): proteolysis
Cellular component (GO): extracellular region
Molecular function (GO): aspartic-type endopeptidase activity
Source: RefSeq, a predicted model, not a curated record
CCUCUCCAUUUAGAUUAUUCUCGUGCAAAUAAUUCAUACUGCAGUUGCAGGAACCGAAUCAAGUGCAAAUGAAGCAGCUUCAGAAGAUAGCUAUCGUACCGCUUUUGUUCGAAAAGACAGUUCUCCUACUGCCGUUCCUUGCACUGAUCAUAUCUUGCUGCGAUGCGGCAGCCCUGAGGCUGCACGCUACCCACGCCGACGCUGGCCGCGGCCUCACCAACCGCGAGCUGCUGCACCGCAUGGCCGUGCGGAGCAAGGCUCGUGCUGUGCGGCUGCUUUCGGGCCGCGCUGCGAGCGCCCGCGUAGACCCGGGACCUUACACCGACGGCGUCCCCGAUACGGAGUACCUGGUGCACCUGGCCGUCGGCACGCCGCCGCAGCCCGUGCAGCUCAUCCUCGACACUGGGAGCGACCUCGUCUGGACGCAGUGCCAGCCGUGCCAAGCCUGCUUCGACCAGACGCUCCCCUACUUCGACACGUUCAACUCCUCCACGUUCGCCUUGCUCUCAUGCCACUUGCCCAUGUGUCACAACCUGCCCUGGUCUUCCUGCGGCAAGCAGAACUGGGGCAACAACACGUGUGUCUACGUCUACUCCUACGGCGACAACUCCAUAACGACCGGCCACCUCGACGCUGAUACCUUCACAUUCGCGGCCGCCGAUGGCACCGGCCAGGCCUCCGUACCCGGCCUGGCCUUCGGUUGCGGUCUCUUCAACAACGGAAUUUUCAGGUCCAACGAGACCGGCAUCGCCGGCUUUGGCCGCGGCGCGUUGUCCCUGCCGUCGCAGCUCAAAGUGGAAAACUUCUCCUACUGUUUCACUGCCAUAACGGGAUCGGAACCUAGCACCGUCCUGCUCGGCGCUCCGACCAACCUCUACAGCAACGCCGGUGUCGUCGUCCAGUCUACUCCUCUCAUCCAAAACUCUUCGUCAUCUCUCAGCGCGUAUUAUAUCUCCCUCAAGGGCAUAACGGUCGGCUCGACGAGGCUGCCGAUCCCGGAGUCGGCGUUCGCGCUGAAGCAGGACGGGACGGGCGGCACGAUCAUCGACUCCGGCACCGGCAUGACGUCUCUGCCCCAAGACGCGUACAAGCUCGUGCACGACGCGUUCGUCGCCCAGGUGAAGCUCCCUGUGCGCAACUCGACGGCUUCGUCGUUCACCCAGCUUUGCUUCUCGGCGCCACCGCGGGCGAAGCCUGACGUGCCGAAGCUGGUGCUGCACUUUGAGGCCGCUACGCUGGACUUGCCGCGGGAGAACUACAUGUUUGAGAUCGAAGACACGGGGGGCAGCUUCACCUGCCUUGCGAUCAACGCUGGGGAUGGCCUGACCAUCAUAGGCAACUAUCAGCAGCAGAACAUGCACGUACUCUACGACCUGGCCAAUAACAAGUUAUCCUUCGUCCCUGCUCAAUGCAAUCGGCUUUAGCCGUGCUCUGGCGCAUCGUGUCCUGUUCCGGCCCCAGUGUACGUUUGCGUUGUGCUUACAUUUCCAAAUUUCCCCUUCAAUUUCGUAUAUGGUGGUAACUGGAUGCAUACAUAAGUUAUAUAACCAUAAGGGUGAUGCUAGUGAUACGCUCUAAAGACAAUCAAGGAGAUGAAUGCAUCACCUAUUUGUUUAGAUAGGAUUAUUGAAUAAUUAUCAUCUGCAUUGAUCAACAGUUA